This is a messenger RNA of Dentiscutata erythropus, 741 nucleotides long. The record is from the annotation of a GenBank genome assembly. Lineage: Eukaryota; Fungi; Glomeromycota; Glomeromycetes; Diversisporales; Gigasporaceae.
AUGAAUUCUGAAGAUAUUGUAAAUUCCGAAGAUAUCAUGGAUUCUGAAAAUAUUACUGAAUCUGAAGAUUUUAUUGAAUCCGAAGAUACUUUGGAUUUGGAUGAGGAUUUUAUAUCUCCACCUAAAAAUUUCAGCACUCAUUGGACAGGCUUUUUGCAUUCAAAACAAUUAAAAAAUGAUAAAGCCCAACGAUAUAAUGCAAAAUGUACAUAUUGUGCCCAAAUAUUUGAAGCAUGUAAAGAAGCAAUGACAAAUCAUAUACUUAAUCUAUGCCGUAAAAUUUCAGCUAAAAGUAAAAUACUUUAUUCACAUACUGUAAACAAAAAAAAAUCCGAAGAAGUUACUGAAGUUCCUACUUACAAAGCAGUUUUAGUAACUGAUUAUUUUGAUAAAGCUAUUUUAUCAUUGGAAAAAACCAAUGAAUUAUAUACUUUGUUGUUACGAGCAUUAGUAUAUAGCAAUAUUUCAUUUACCUUUGCUGAAAAUUCAUUUUUUAUUUUAUUUUUAAAUGAAAUAUCUGAUUUAACUCUUUCACUUGACGGAUGGAUGGAUGUAUCUAAUAACUCUAUAUAUACUUUCCUUUUACAUAAAUUUGGAAAUAUUAAUGAAAUUAUUAAUAUAGAAGAAUUUUCUAGUAUUCAGCAUACAGCAAGUAAUUUACUUGUUGCAAUAAUAAACUCAUUGCAAAAUGUCUUUAUAGAUUUUAGUAAGAUUAUUGCUAUAGUUACUGAUAAUCUUUCG